GAAACAGUAGCCAGGACAAACAGAUUUGGGGGCUAAGACAACUGGUAGGCAAGUCAAUGCCAUUUAAUACGAAUAGUCUGCUGUUUGUUGGUUUUGGUCCAGAAACUCAUGCAUCUCCUCCUUAAACCACCAGCAAACUCUGUAUUGCACACACCAAUAGAAUUUGUCUGUAAAUAGGUCAAUUUGCUUUGCUCUGUAUCAGUCAGCGAUCCUCUAAUUGCUCUGGACAAAAAGCUGGAAUCCCUGGUAGUCCGUAUGCUUGGUAUGAGUGAAGCUGUUGUUGGACGUAAAGAUUAAGCAGCUUGUAUAGGUAUCUCUGGGAAAUAAAACUUAAAGGAUGUCUCAGAAGUAACAGUACUCAGGUAACAGCAGAUAUUGUUGAUGUGAAUCCACCUUUUCUCAUUUAGUGUUUGUGUGUUCCUGCUGUGCUUUUCAGUCACUUACUGCUCAGGUACGUGUUUCUGCUCCUCAGAAAACUCCAUGAAAGAAAACCAGAGCUGUUCUUGUGCUUAGUCACAGAUCUCCCCACGGAACUUUUCUUAUCCCUUGCCCUGGUGAGGCUUGAGCGUCUCUCACAAGGCAUAAAAAAGCCGCAGGAAACAGAUGCAGUUCAGAGGAGCCCAGCUGCCCUGACUCCCCCUUCGCAUGCUUGGGGAUGGAGACAGGGGAGGUCUCAGUCACUGUGGCAGCCAGGUGCCUUUAAAAGAAAAUACCCAAAAUUCUUAAGGGCAUACACUUAAAGCAGCACCGAAAGGUACCGUUUUGGAAGGCAACACCGGAAUCUUUUGAAGCUCUCUCUGUUUGCAAGAAGGGAGAGAAACAAGUAUCAAUGGUACAUUCCCCGCCGGGCCCUCAGCGAGCGCCUCCAAGCGCCGCAGCUCUGUGUUUGUUAUGCAAUUAGUGAGGCCUCCCCGGGGGAGGAGCGGCCUUGGCCAUGGCCGUUCCCCCUUCCUCCUCCGCCGCCCCUCGCCCUGCGGUCCCGCCGGCCAUGGGCGAGCGCUGGGGGCCGGCGGCGCUGCAGGAGGCGGCGGGCCCGGAGCGGAGCUCUUCGAGUGCUGCUGAGAAUGGCUCUGACCUUGAUGAAGAGCCUCUACUCAGAAAAAAUCACCGCCGGUUUGUCAUCUUCCCCAUCCAGUACCCAGACAUAUGGAAGAUGUAUAAGCAAGCUCAGGCCUCCUUCUGGACAGCAGAAGAGGUUGAUUUGUCAAAGGACCUUCCUCACUGGAACAAGCUGAAAGCAGAUGAAAAAUACUUUAUCUCUCACGUUCUGGCAUUUUUUGCAGCCAGUGAUGGAAUUGUAAAUGAAAACCUGGUGGCACGUUUUAGUCAGGAGGUGCAGAUCCCAGAAGCUCGUUGUUUCUAUGGCUUUCAAAUUCUCAUUGAGAAUGUUCACUCAGAGAUGUACAGCUUGCUCAUAGACACCUACAUCAAAGAUCCCAAGAAAAGGGAUUUCUUAUUUAAUGCUAUUGAAACAAUGCCUUGUGUUAAGAAGAAAGCAGACUGGGCUCUGAAGUGGAUUGAAGACCGAGAAUCCACUUUUGGUGAGAGAGUGGUUGCCUUUGCUGCAGUGGAAGGCAUCUUCUUUUCGGGUUCCUUUGCUGCUAUAUUUUGGUUGAAGAAGAGAGGCUUGAUGCCUGGAUUGACCUUCUCCAAUGAACUUAUUAGCAGAGAUGAGGGUCUACACUGUGAUUUUGCUUGUCUAAUGUUCCAUUAUUUAGUGAACAGACCGUCAGAAGAGCGAGUCUGUGAGAUCAUCGUUAAUGCUGUAGAAAUUGAGCAGGAGUUUCUAACUGAGGCGUUACCUGUGGGUCUGAUUGGAAUGAAUUGCACCUUGAUGAAACAAUACAUUGAAUUUGUUGCAGACAGGUUACUAAUGGAGCUUGGGUUCUCAAAGGUCUUUCAUGCAGAAAAUCCUUUUGAUUUCAUGGAGAAUAUUUCUCUGGAAGGAAAAACAAAUUUCUUUGAGAAGCGGGUUUCGGAAUAUCAACGUUUUGCUGUCAUGGCAGAAACAAUGGACAAUGUCUUCACUCUGGAUGCAGAUUUUUGACAAAUUGGCAAAUGAAUGGUGACUGUUUCCCUCUCCUUAUCUCCCUUUAUGCUGUGAAAUUAAUUAAUUUCUUCUAAUUUCUUCUUGUGGAAAUCAGAGUCUACUGGGAUAUUUUUCCUGGGUUUUCAUGUUGUUUGUCAGAGGAGUAAAUAUAUUUCUCUCUGUGUCAUUUGAAAAAAAAAAGGGGAAUCAUCUGUAAAAAAUGUAUAUGGCUUUGUAGAAUGAUGACCUUUUUAAGAUUCCCUUGACUCAUCUGCUGUCAAUGCUGUCUUUAAAGAUGACAUGGAUAGUGUCAUAUGUCACAAACGUGGAUGUUUGUUUAAGAAGCAAACUCCAUAUUUACCUCAUGUUAUGGUAUUUUAAUAUGAAAACCAGAUGAGGUAUCACUCCACGUAAAAACAUCACUAUAAAUUAUUUUCCUGUUUUCUGUUUUCAUGUUUGUAGGUUUGGUCUGUUUGGUAGUUUUGGAGUAAAAGCUUUUCUGUUUCAUCCUGUUGCAGAUACAGUAAUAGUUGAAUGUGAGAAGACCUUAAUGAGGUCUGACCUAUAGAAUAUUAUUAAACCCAGGAGUUAAGUGUAAUCUCCCCAUUAACCUAGGUUCUGUCUGAAACAAUUUUUAUUCUGGUUGGAAAAGUGAUGGGUCCUGGUAGGCAUGUAAUUCAAAUACAUGUAAUUCUUGUCUUACAGCUGUUACUGAACAGGUCAGUGGCCUUUGAACAAUUCUUGAAAAGGCACACCUGUUAACAGUGGAGAAAAAAUCUACUACACAUCCUGUAGUUCUUUGGCUUCUGCUGCCUGUUUUUCCUUGCUUCACUGAUCAAGUGCCUUAUUAAGUAAUUCUGUUUGUAAUCACUUGACACUGAAACAGCCAGCUCUGGGUGUUGUCCAUCUCCCCCUGUUGUGCUGGGUGGUUUGAUAUUCUCCCCUUCUUGGUUGUACUUGUGCAUUGAAGGGGUGAGAAGACAUGUCAUUCCAAGGGAUUAUUCCUUGAGGUGCUACAAACAGACUACUUGGGAUGUAAGGAAGCACCCAAUAACAUAUGAAGGUACAUCAGGUUGUGUGUUUGAUGUGAACCAUUGGAACCAUUGUCACAGAACAGCUUCUGAAAGAAGGUAUUAAACAUUUCAAAAACAGGCCCAGAGGUAGUAUGGAGUAGCAGCAUCUUACAAAGAACUGUUGUUUGGUUUUUGAUUGUGUGCCUGAAAACUGUUUCUAAUUUUUUGAUAUCAUGUGUAGAGAAUGGAGGGAUUGAGGAGUGGCUGACAUGCUGCACUGGUACUUGGGGUAGAAGACAUGCUAUUUAGCUGUACCUGGUUUAUCUGCAAAUAGAUGGGCUCUUUUUUUUUUCCAAGAUGAAGUGAGUGUACAAGAGCUAGACAAAGGGUUCCACUUUAUUAAACCCAAGCAUUUUUUAUAAUUUACAGCAUUUUGUGAAAGUGCUUUUGUAAGUCUUACCAUUGCAAACAUUUUGUGCUGCUUCUGAUACAUCUGGCAUGAGCCAAACUGACAGCCCAGGGUUAUCAGUGAUGGGGUGGUGUAAGAGUUAUUUCCCUGCCAGCCCAGAUCAGCCAUCAUCCUGGGUACCCAAGUUCCAUGAAACAGGUCCACUGCCUUAGCACUUAAUUCCUAGUGGACAACUCCCUGCUGUAAAAAUAAACAGCAAAAUUGACUUAGUUUUUUUUAGUCUCUUUAAAAGAUCAGGAGUAUGUACUGAGCAUGGAAAUGGAACAGCUUAUUUUUUCCUGGAGAAGAGCCUGCAUCAUUUGUAUGAGUUACUUGGAAGAGGGCACAGACAAAAGCUGGAACUGCAGGAGAACUGUGGACUCAGAGGGAAAACCCAACACCUUUUGGAAACAUUGAGCUGAUAGGGUAGGAAGUGAAAAUACUGUAAAUCGAUCUGCUGUUGGAGUAAUGGAACCUAUUAUGUCACUGAAAGUACUAAAAAGCAUUUAUUUUGAGUCAUGAAUGAUAAUGAGAAUAUAGAGAGUAUUCUAAUAUGAAACUGCAAUGUGCUCAGGUUCUGUAAAUGUAUAUGAGAUACCAAAGUCUGGUACAUUGGCUCCCACUCAAUUUGUGUGUAAAAUAUGUGUGUAGUUUCAAUAAAAUUUGAGUGUGGGGAAGCCCAUGCCUUGAUUUACAAGUUA
Molecule: messenger RNA, 4191 nt
Organism: Cyanistes caeruleus (blue tit)
Lineage: Eukaryota; Metazoa; Chordata; Aves; Passeriformes; Paridae
Gene: RRM2B
Product: ribonucleotide reductase regulatory TP53 inducible subunit M2B
Biological process (GO): deoxyribonucleotide biosynthetic process
Cellular component (GO): cytosol
Molecular function (GO): ribonucleoside-diphosphate reductase activity, thioredoxin disulfide as acceptor
Source: RefSeq, a predicted model, not a curated record